This is a messenger RNA of Peronospora matthiolae, 318 nucleotides long. The record is from the annotation of a GenBank genome assembly. NCBI's taxonomy places the organism in Eukaryota, Oomycota, Peronosporomycetes, Peronosporales, Peronosporaceae.
AUGAGCGACUGCAAGGCGUCGCAGCCCAACCGACACCAGUUCUCGACUCAUACCAAGCACCGCCAACGUGAAGUUCUCCAUGGCGCGAAGCUCAGCAUUAUCGGUGCCAAGAUGGAGGAUGAGGACGUGGCGAUCUGCUUGUUGUGCAGCCUCCCCAAGAGCUACGAGAACGUCGUUCUCAACUUGGAGAUGAGCAGCGCGGAACUGCGAUCGCGAGACGUCGUGAGAGUGCUCACGAAUGAGCUCAUCACGAGGAAAGGUGACAAGACGACAUCGGUGAAGACUGAAGACGCGGCGAAGGCCCAAUGCCGAGCGUGA